Coregonus sp. 'balchen' is the source of this 11732-nucleotide messenger RNA. Lineage: Eukaryota; Metazoa; Chordata; Actinopteri; Salmoniformes; Salmonidae. The record is from the annotation of a GenBank genome assembly.
AUGAAGAGAGGGGAGAAACCCGAAGGAUAUCGACAGAUGCGACCAAAGACUUUCCCUGCUAGCAACUACAGUGUUAACAGCCACCAGAUGCUGCAGGAAAUUCGGGAGAGUCUCCGGAACCUGUCCCGGCCUUCUGACCCCCCUAAGGUGGACAUGGGGUGUGCUGGUAUAGUGGUGCCUGAAGACCCCAGGCAGCAAGGGCGCUGCAGCAACCCCAGAAACCCCUACCACAAAGCCUUGCAGGAGAUUCGCAAGUCCCUGAUGCCUUUUGCCAAUGAGCCCAGCUCUUCUGGACGGACUGCAGAGGUUAACAAACAGAUGUUGCUGGAGCUGCUAUCUGCUGGCUUUGAGGAGGUAAGGAGGAAUAAUGUAAAAGUGGAAACAGUACUUCAGCUAGGGAUCUAGCAGGGGUGUGGACUUGAGUCACAUGACUUUGACUCUACGUUUACACACACUACAUUGACACACCCACACAAAACCCACUCAGAUACACUACAUUCUCCCACACACGCAUACCGAUACACACUUUUACACUCAUCAUUUGCUGCUGCUACUCUGUUCUUUAUUUUACUCUUAUUAUCUAUCCUGAUGCCUAGUCACUGCCUUCAUGUACAUUGCAUUCGGAAAGUAUUCAGACCCCUCAACUUUUUCUACAUUUUGUUACGUGACAACCUUAUUCUAAAAUGUAUUAAAUAGUUUUUUGUCCCCUCAUCAAUCUACACACAAUACCCCAUAAUGACAAAGAGAAAACAGGUUUUUAGAAAUGUUUACAUAAGUAUUCAGACCCUUUGCUAUUACAUUUUAGUCAUUUAGCAGACGCUCUUAUCCAGAGCGACUUACAGUUAGUGAGUGCAUACAAUUUCAUACUGGCCCCCUGUGGGAAUCGAACCCACAACCCUGGCGUUGCAAGCGCCAUGCUCUACCAACUGAGCUACACAGGGCCACGUUUUAGACUCGAAAUUGAGCUCCGGUGCAUCCUGUUUCCAUUGAUCAUCCUUGAUGUUUCUACAACUUGAUUGGAGUCAAUCUGUGGUAAAUUCAAGUGAUUGAACAUGAUUUGGAAAGGUGCACACCUGUCUAUAUAAAGUCCCACAGUUGACAGUGCAUGUCAGAGCAAAAACCAAGCCAUGAGAUUGAAGGAAUUGUCCGUAGAGAUCCGAGACAGGAUUGUCGAGGCACAGAUCUGGGGAACGGUACCAAAACAUUUCUGCAGCAUUGAAGGUCCUCAAGAACAGUGGCCUCUAUCAUUCUGAAAUGGAAGAAGUUUGGAACCACCAAGACACUUCCUAGAGCUGACCGCCUGGCCAAACUGAGUAAUCUGGGGAGAUGGUCAGGGAGGUGACCAAGAACCCGAUGGUCACUCUGACAGAGUUCCUCUGUGGAGAUGGGAGAACCAUCCAGAAGGACAACCAUCUCUGCAGCACCCACCAAUCAGGCCUUUAUGGUAGUGGCCAGACAUAACAAAAUGUGGAAAAAGUCAAAGGUUCUGAACAUUUUCCGAAUGCACUGUAUAUAUUGACAAAUACAAUCGAUUGGUUGAAAGAACAGACGACUUUCGGUCUACCAAGAUUUUUUUCCAUCGGGGACAGCCCUCAUUUGUUUUAUUUACAUUUAAGUCAUUUAGCAGACGCUCUUAUCCAGAGCAUACAUUAUUUUUUACAUACAGGCCCCCCGUGGGAAUCGAACCCACAACCCUGGCGUUGCAAACGCCAUGCUCUACCAACUGAGCUACAUCCCUGCCGGCCAUUCCCUCCCCUACCCUGGACAACGCUGGGCCAAUUGUGCGCUGCCCCAUGGGUCUCCCGGUCGUGGCCGGCUACGACAGAGCCUGGAUUCGAACCAGGAUCUCUAGUGGCACAGCCUUAGACCACUGCGCCACUCAGGAGAUACUCACUUGAGACUUGAAAAAACUUGGCUUGACUUGCUCUUAGAAUGCACAACUUGGACUAGACUCGAGACUCAACCCAUUCUACUUGGGACUCGACUCGACACUCAGACCUUGAGACUUGCUUGUGACUCGAAUAAUAGUGGCUUGGUCCCACCUCUGUUAGCUAGUAGUACUAUUGCAGAAUGUUUUCCCUUUGUUGGUGGUUGACAGGAGGCUAAUGUGAAAUAUGAAAGCUAUGCAAUGUGGAAUUACCAGCUUUAAUGGCGGCAUGCUCAGGGUGUCAUUUUCUCAUGGGCAUUUCCAUGUAAAAAGUCAUAGUUCAUAGGAGCGCACAACAUUUUGUGUCAAAUGAAAGCUAAGCGUCUAUAUUUUUGAGAAGUUAAGGCAUGUACCGGUAUACAAUUUUCCAUCCUAAAAAUUAGGAAUAAGCAAAGGCUUUGAUUUCUGGUCAAACAGAUUGAAAAGGGGUCUUAGAAAACAUCUAGCAGAAAAUAAGUGUUAAACGGUAUUAGAAAUACAUCAAAACACAAUGUUGAAGUAAAGACCCUGCCAAUGAAUGUCAACACUUAUAUUUAGUUUUUCAGAAAUGAAUUGCCUUCUGUAAGUUUAAUAAAUAUUGCCUAGUGUCUUGUCAUUCUGUUGCCAAAAACCCACAUCUUUAAGAUAUUUUUUUUAUUUUUCUCCCUCAUCAUGAGGGAGGGGAAGGAAAGUUCAUAGAAGUAACAAGUAAAGGUAGACCUACCAAUUAGUGUUUUUACUGAUAGCAAUUUGGUUUGAGGUAUUAAGUGAUUUAAAACGCAUCAUUCUGUUACCAAAUCAGUAACAGAAUGACUGCAACUGAAUUGGCUACAAUGGGAAUUCAUAGUAGUCACAAACCACAGUUGGGUCACCUGCUACUGGCCUCCCUUCCGCUGGCAUAUUGUUAUGUUCAACUCUUAAUUACUGUUUUCUUUCUCUUUCUGUUGCGUGGUGGUCAAAGCAAGAUUGUGAACACAGUCUGGACAACCAUUUUCUCUCUUUCUCUCUCCAGUUAAUGUCACCUCUCCCGGCUCUUACUGACACCUACCCAUGAGCCCCCUCCCUUUCCACUUACUGUAACCAGUAGGGCUGUGCAUCUUUCCCUUUCAAGGCGAUUCAAUAUAUAUCUAGGUACAUGUGCUCCAAUACGUUUUAGUUUGAAAAGAUUCGGUUUGAUUAGACCACAUACAUUUUCCAUUCUAAAUUAUAAUCUACUGCUGAUGGAGCUCAUGAGCUUGGGCCUCUUUGAGCUGGAUCUGUCCGAGCUGGGGUGUGUGUGGUUGUUUAUGCUAUGUAGGCACCUGAGCUGAGCCACAAGGGAGACUAAGCAUCUACCACCCCACUAACACUAUCAGAUUAGGGGGGUGCAAUGUAGGAUAGACCUAUGUUUUUUGUCCCCCCACUUUGGAUCUGAAAUCACCAUCACCCACUAAUUAACUUGUGUUUGAGCUAGUAAUGUAUCAAUAUUUAUCAUUAUCAAAUUAGCUAUGACAUAGCCAAUUAAUAUAUAGCACAACUUUGGAUUUCACCCCCAUCUCAAAAUCGAAUGGUUUGGAAGUUUUUAGGGAGUGAACUUCUCUUCUCUUGCUUCAGCCAUGCAGUGCGCCUCGCAAAAGUGUGAUAGCUGUCUUUGUUAUCAACUUUACCCUGUAUAUCAAAAAAUUACCAUGCAGUGCAUUCGGAAAGUAUUCAGACCCCUUGACUUUUUCCACAUUUUAUGUUAUAGCCUUAUUCUAAAAUUGAUUAAAUUGAUUUUUUUUCUCAUCAAACUACACACAAUACCCCAUAAAGAGAAAGCAAAAUCUGUUAUUUUUUGAAUUUUUACAAAUGUAUUAAAAAUAAAAAACGGAAAUAUAACAUUUACAUAAGUAUUCAGACCCUUUGUUGAAACACCUUAGGCAGCAAUUACAACCUCGAGUCUUCUUGGGUAUGAUGCUACAAGCAUGGUACACCUGUAUUUGGGGAGUUUCUCCCAUUCUUCUAUGCAGAUCCUCAAGCUCUGUCAGGUUGAAUGGGGAAUGUUGUCGCACAGCCAUUUUCAGGUCUCUCCAGAGAUGUUAGAUCGCGUUCAAGUCCGGGCUCUGGCUGGGCCACUCAAGGACAUUCAGAGACUUGUCCCGAAGCCACUCCUGCAUUGUCUUGGCUGUGUGCUUAGGGUCAUUGUAAUGUUGGAAGGUGAACUUUCACCCCAGUCUGAGGUCCUGAGCGCUCUGGAGCAGGUUUUCAUCAAGGAUCUCUGUACUUUGCGCCGAUCAUCUUUGCCUUCAUCCUGACAUCCAAUCCCUGCCGCUGAAAAACAUCCCCACAGCAUGAUGCUGCCACCACCAUGCUUCACCGUAGGGAUGGUGCAAGGUUUCCUCCAGACGUGACACAUGGCAUUCAGGCCAAAGAGUUCAAUCUUGGUUUCAUCAGACCAGAGAACCUUGUUUCUCAUGGUCUGAAAGACUUUAGGUGCCCUUUGGCAAACUCCAAACGGGCUGUCAUGUGCUUUUAACUGAGGAGUGGUUUCCGUCUGGCAACUCUGCCAUUAAGGCCUGAUUGGUGGAGUGCUGCAGAGAUGGUUGUCCUUCUGGAAGGUUCUCCCAUCUCCACAGAGGAACUCUAAAGCUCUGUCAGUGACCAUCGGGUUCUUGGUCACCUCCCUGACCAAGUUCCUUCUCCCCAGAUUGCUCAGUUUGGCCGGGCGGCCAGCUCUAGGAAGAGUCUUGGUGGUUCCAAACUUCUUCCAUUUAAGAAUGGAGGCUACUGUGUUCUUGGGGACCUUCAUUGCUGCAGAAAUGUUUUUGUACCCUUCCCCAGAUCUGUUGCCUCUACACAAUCCUGUCUCGCGCUCUACGGACAAUUCCUUCGACCUCAUGGCUUGGUCUUUGCUCUGACAUGCACUGUCAACUGUUGGGACGUUAUAUAGACAGGUGUGUGCCUUUCCAAAUCAUGUCCAAUCAAUUGAAUUUACCACAGGUGGACUCCAAUCAAGUUGUAGAAACAUCUCAAGGAAUGAUCAAUGGAAACAGGAUGCACCUGAGCUCAAUUUCGAGUCUCAUAGCAAAGGGUCUGAAUACUUAUGUAAAUAAAAACCUGUUUUCUCUUUGUCAUCAUGGGUUAUUGUGUGUAGAUUGCUGAGGAUUUUUAUUGAAUCCAUUUUAGAAUAAGGCUGUAACGUAACAAAGUGGAAAAGGUCAAGGGGUCAGGAAUACUUUCCGAAGGCACUGUAUAAACUGAUUGUUUAAAGCAAAACUACUUACUUUUUUUCCGGUAAAGCACAAUCUUCAACAGUGCAUAGAUAACAAUAAUUUUGCAAAUUACAUAGGUUGUCACUCAACUAAUUAAGCCUAAUAUCACGCAAACCAUUUUAGCAUUUGAAUGCUGAAUGUGCCACACAGAUGUGCAAGUUCAGGAACAGGCAGCCUACCUCGCGAAGCUGGGCACAUCUUAAACAGGGGUGCCAAUAAUAGUGGAGGGCACUGUAUGCUUAUCUGUGAAUCAUUAAAUCCCUAGUAACCAGCCCUCACCCACUGAGCACCGACCAUCACCGGACGUCCAUAGAUGUUGAAAAGUCAGUCCAAAUCAAAACCAAUCAUAGACGUCUGUUUCACAAGCUUGGACAGUAUAACGUUAGUACAGUAGUCUAUAGGUCAGUACAAUACUGUACUGUAGAAUUUAGUACAGUAUAGUAGAGCACACUAGAGUAGAGUACAGUGUAAUUUACUGUACUGUGCGGCGCUCAUUAGAAUAAUUGCCAGUGUAGAAUAAUACCCAAGCAUUCAAAGGAGGAAAUGAAAUGUUCCUAUGUUUGUGUACCUAUUCAGCAUACAUCACCAUGAAAAGAAUGGCAUUCAUAGUUAAGCAUUUCUGUAUAGUUUAAAGUAGUUCAUAGUUGUGUGGUUUGUUUAACUUUGCAAUCAAUGUUUUUUGAUUUGGCAAUUGGCAUACUUUAUAAAGUGAAAAGUCGGAGUCUCAGUGAUUCUGUUAUUGUGGAAUUACCCUAAUGCUAACGAGGUUUUCAACUAGUCAGUCACAUGACUCCUGUAUUCAGCACUGAAGCAGAGUAUAAAAUAUGUUCUAUGAAACCAUAUGUCAUUUAAAAAGCUACUGGAAUAUCUGGCUCUUUAAAAAAUAUAUAUAUAUAAUAAACAUGUAUGAAUUACAUUGUAUUUGACAGUUGUUGAGUAGUUCCUGUUAACUUGAUCUGACGUUCGUCUAACAGCACCUCGGGCAACCCUUUAUUUAUUUCAGGUAUUAAUAGCUAGUAAAUGUAUUGUGUGCAGGAAAUGGUGAUCUGUGCUCUGAAGCAGACCAACAGUCGCAGCGUGGAGGCAGCCAUAGAGUACAUUAGUAAGAUGAGCUACCAGGAUCCUGUGAGGGAGCAGAUGGUGGCUGCCGCCGCCCGCCCCGUUAAUGCAGGCAUGAAAGCCCCCGGUAGGUGUCUGUCCUCUGGGACCAAACCUCUCCUUUUUCCAGGGUUGUUCACGGGACCCUGGCUACCAUUGUUGCAGGAUCUAGGGCUAUACUAUUUGUCGCUGGAGACACAAUAGAUUGUCGUUGAGGGAACAAGAUUCUAUUGAACAACUGCUUUGGGGGAAGGGAGUGUGUUUGAAUUGAGAAUGCUGUACAAUGCAAGGGUUUGCUUUCUUUGAUAUUGCAGUAACAUCUAUUGCAAACAUAAUGAUUGAUCUCUAUAUGGUGCUUUUUAACUGUAGUUUUUCUUCCCAUCGUUACAGGUUCAUCUAACAUCCAGCAGCCUGUGCUGAGGAGGCAGAGCUGGAAGGGUUCCAAGGAGUCCCUUGUUCAGAGACAUGGCCACUUGAUGGUGGAGGGGAUGAUGUACCGUUCAGACAGCCCUGGACCCCAGGGUGACCUGGCGGGACGAGGCCCUCCCCCAGCCUUCCCACAGGGCCACCCUGGCAACAACCCACGGGUCAACCCUCCCCUACCCCCUCAAGUGCGCAGUGUCACCCCUCCCCCAAAUAGGGGUGGAACCCCGCCUCCACCCUCCUGGGACAGUAACCCCUCCACCAAGCGCUUCUCUGGCAACAUGGAUUACCUGGUGCCCCGUAUUUCUCCUGUUCCUCAAGGAGCCUGGCCCGAUGGCUACUCAGCCCCAGCCCCCCAUAACCAGAGGGGCAUCAGCCCAGUGCCCAUGGGCCGUCAGCCCAUCAUCAUGCAGAGCUCUGGGGGGAACAAGUUCAGCUUCCCCUCCGGCUGGUCUCAGAACAGCUCCCCUCAACCAGACUACAUGGGACACCAGAGUGGCGGUAGCAGACAACUCCCUCCCCCUUACCCAGUGAACCAGAGCAGUAGACAAAGCCCCACCGCUCAGCAGAUGCAGGCCGGAGGUCCUGCCUCCUCCCCAUCCUACGUCAACAGUGGUAACCUCCCCCAGUCCAUGAUGGUGCCUAACCGGAACAGUCACAACCUUGACAUGUACAACAUGGGCGUGCCGCAGUCCUGGUCCCAAGCACCCCCCGGCCAGCCCCAGUCCUCCCCAGGUAGCAGCAACCAGGACAUGUCCCCCUCAUGGCAGCCGCACAGCAUCCCUGUCCGAUCCAGCUCCUUCAACAGCCACCAGAUGAGCAACAGGCAGGGCCACCCAGCCAGCUCCCAGCCCUCUGCCACUACAGUGACGGCCAUCACCCAGGCCCCCAUCCUGCAGCCCGUUAAGAGCAUUCGUGUGCAGAAACCUGAGCUACACACUGCUGUGGCCCCCACACACCCACCCUGGAUGCACCAGCCCCCACCCUCUCCAUCUCCCACUACCUACCAGGAGCCACUACCAGCUGCACCCAUGCCCCACAUACCCAUUACAGUAGCAGAGGUGCCCAGUUACCAAGGUCCUCCACCCCCAUACCCCAAACACCUCCUCCAGCAGCCUGCUGCACUCUGCCCUGCCUAUGACCCAGGGCCCAAGCCCAGUUCUGGGAGAGAGGAGGCUGCAGAGGAAGAGGAGUGUAGCAGCAGCUCUAGUGACAGGCCAGAAGGCCCAGACUCUGCUGCUGUGGGAACAGAGAAGGAGAAUAAACAGAUCACCACGUCUCCGGUGCCUAUGCGCCGGAACAAUAAAGAUGAGGAGCGGCGAGGAGACCCCAGGGUGCCACUCUACUCUCCCCAGGCCUUCAAGUUCUUCAUGGAGCAGCACGUUGAGAACGUCUUGAAGAACCACCAGAUGAGGAUCCAUAGGAAGAAGCAGCUGGAGAGUGAGAUGCAGAGGGUGAGAGGACACAGUUACAGCUUAUAAUGUCCCUAUGAGUUACAUUUGGUCUAAACAAUGGUAGAAUCUGAAUUUGGUCUAAUCAAUUCAAUUCACAGGAAUACAGGGUCAUUAUUUAUCAACUGAAAAGCCAACAUUUACACCGUAAUGGAUUUGGCCGAUGACAGUCGAAUAUGUCCUCACGCAGACUUACUUAGUUUUCGGUCUUUGUCUCUUUCUUACUAUUUAUUUCCUGUUCAAGCUGUAUUUUCAUUGUUUUUGAAUGUUCUAUUCUUUCCGUCUGCUUAGCUGUCUCUCUCUCUCUUUCUCUCCUGUUCUCUCCUUGCUGUCACUAACAGCUGAUGUAGAAGGUAAAAGUAUCUCCUAUCAAUGCUGUGACCUGAAUAGCCCACACUGAUCAGUGACCAAGUAAGCCACUGUUGAAAGCUGGAACAUUUUAAUUGAACAGCAUGAAGCCCUCUGCUGACUGACAGCAUCACACCAACUCCUUAGGGAGAGGCAUGCCUUUCCAUCCACUUUCCAUUUUAGUGCUCCGCUCCAGCAUAUAUUAUUAACACCUUCAUGCUUGCCAAGAAAACCAGCCUUAUUGAGAACGUCUGCUGUACACUAUAUAUACAAAAGUAUGUGGUCACCACUUCAAAUUAGUGGAUUCGGCUAUUUCAGCCACACCCGUUGCUGACAGGUGUAUAAAAUUGAGCACACAGCCAUGCAAUCUCCAUUGACAAACAUUGGCAGUAGAAUGGCCUUACUGAAGAGCUCAGUGGCUUUCAAUGUGAUACCGUCAUAGGAUACCACCUUUCCAACAAGUCAGUUCGUCAAAUUUCUGCCCUGCUAGAGCUGCCCUGGUCAACUGUAAGUGCAGUUAUUUUGAAAUGGAAACGUCUAGGAGCAACAACGGCUCAGCCGGAAGUGGUAGGCCACAAAAGCUCACAGAACGGGACCCCUGAGUGCUGAAGCGCGUAAAAAUCAUCUGUCCUUGGUUGCAACACUCAUUACCUGCCCGAAUGCAUAGUGCCAACUGUAAAGUUUGGUGGAGGAGGAAUAAUGGUCUGGGGCUGGUUUUCAUGGUUCGGGCUAGGCCCCUUAGUUCCUGGAAGGGAAAUCUUAACGCUACAGCAUACAAUGACAUUCUAGACGAUUCUGUGCUUCCAACUGUGGCAGCAGUUUGGGGAAGGCCCUUUUCUGUUUCCGCAUUACAAUGCCCCCAUGCACAAAGCGAGGUCCAUACAGAAAUGGUUUGUCGAGAUCGGUGUGGAAGAACUUGACUGGCCUUGCCAGAGCCCUGACCUCAACCCCAUCAAACAUCUUUGGGAUGAAUUGGAACGCCGACUGCGAGCCAGGCCUAAUUGCCCAACAUCAGUGCCCGACUCACUAAUGCUCUUGUGGCUGAAUGGAAGCAUGUCCCCGCAGCAAUGUUCAAACAUCUAAUGGAAAGCCUUCCCAGAAGAGUGGAGGCUGUUAUAGAAGCAAAGGGGGGACCAACUCUAUAUCAAUGCCCAUGAUUUUGGAAUGAGAUGUUCGAGCAGGUGUCCACAUACUUUUGGUCAUGUAGCGUAUCUCGGUUAGUUUUUUAACCUGCAUUUUCCAAUGUGUUUUAAUGGUUACUAUGUUGUUACCUUACCUGUGCCUGCAUCCUACCAGGUUGAAUGCAUUGCUUUGCUAAUGUAUCUUUGGUUGUCUUAUUUUAUGUGCCUAAUGAAUGUUCUGUGGUGCUCUCUUAAAUAAACAGUUUUUCUGGGAGAUCUCCGCGACGGGCCUGAAUGUAAAUUGUCUUAUUUUGCUAUUUAGGUUGGGUUGUCAGGGGAUGCCCAGGAGCAGAUGCGCAUGAUGCUGUCUCAGAAAGAGUCCAACUACAUCCGACUGAAGCGGGCCAAGAUGGACAAGUCCAUGUUCAAGAGGAUCAAGACCCUGGGCAUCGGAGCCUUUGGAGAGGUGUGUCUAGCCCGGAAGGAGGACACAGGAGCCCUGUACGCCAUGAAGACGCUGCGCAAGAAGGACGUUCUCCUCAGGAACCAGGUGGCCCACGUCAAGGCAGAGAGAGACAUCCUGGCUGAGGCUGAUAAUGAGUGGGUGGUGCGGCUCUACUACUCCUUCCAGGACAAGGACAACCUGUACUUUGUGAUGGACUACAUCCCCGGAGGAGACAUGAUGAGUCUGCUGAUCAGGCUGGGCAUCUUCAAAGAGGACUUGGCUCAGUUCUAUAUCGCUGAGCUCACCUGCGCCGUGGAGAGUGUGCACAAGAUGGGCUUCAUCCACCGCGACAUCAAGCCAGACAACAUCCUUAUAGACCGGGACGGACACAUCAAGCUCACCGACUUUGGCCUCUGCACCGGCUUCCGUUGGACGCACGACUCUAAGUACUACCAGAGUGGUUAGUAUGAUCCAUGUCUUAUGAUGCUUGUUGCUGCUUCAAUCCAAGAGGAUGUUUUGGCCUUUGGGCUAACACUGUUCUCCCCCUUUUCAUUGUCUGUAAAGCCAAGCUAAUCUUUGUGCCGUUUCUCUCUGUAGGAGACCAUGUUCGGCAGGACAGCAUGGACUUCAGUAAGGAAUGGGAGCAGGACCCAGCUAACUGUCGCUGUGCAGACCGGCUCAAGCCCCUGGAGAGGAGGAAGGCGAGGCAACACCAGCGCUGUCUGGCCCACUCCCUGGUGGGGACACCCAACUACAUCGCUCCAGAGGUGCUGCUCAGAACAGGUAAGCCUGUGUAAGAGAAAGUUGAAUCUGCAGUGAAGUUGGAAAUAUAAUUGGUGAUGUUUGAAUUACCAAUGCGGGAGUGACAUUUUGUGUGUAAUGUAUGAAAGGUUAUUAUUUUUGCUCUUGUGCACCAUGUUAUUGUCUCUAACAUGUGACUGUUACACCACUCUGUUCAAGGAUACACCCAACUGUGUGAUUGGUGGAGUGUUGGUGUCAUUCUGUAUGAAAUGGUGGUUGGGCAGCCUCCUUUCUUAACAACUACACCCCUGGAAACCCAGCUCAAGGUAAAUUAACCAGUUCAAAACUGAGCAUAUCUCAUGUUGGCCUGGUUUGUCAGGUGUUGUUUUCCUCCUCUCUAUAUUAAACGCUCCGGUUCUUUCUUGUACGCAGGUGAUAAACUGGCAGACCACCCUGCACAUCCCCCCUCAAGCCAAGCUGAGCCGAGAGGCAUCGGACCUCAUCAUUAAACUAUGCCGCGGCCCUGAGGACCGCCUCGGCAAGAACGGUGCCGACGAGAUCAAGGUGCAGCCCUUCUUCAAGACCAUAGACUUCUCUAAUGACCUGCGGCAGAUGCAGCCGGCCCCCUACAUCCCCACCAUCGCUCACUGCACAGACACCUCCAACUUUGACCCAGUGGACCCAGAUAAGCUGUGGAGCAGCGACAACGAAGCAGAGGGCAAACACAAUGACACCCUCAAUGGGUGGUUCAGGAACGGCAAGCACCCCGAGCACGCCUUCUACGAGUUCACCUUCCGCCGCUUCUUUGACGACAACGGCCACCCCUACAGCUGUCCCAAGCCCAUUGGCAUAGAGUAUGAGGAGGGAUCUGAUGGGGACGAGGCAGACUCUGAGGCCCCUGCACAGGAGGAGGGAGACCAGGAAGAGAGCAGCAGGAGGGCACAGGGCCGUGAUUUGGUGUAUGUGUAG